AUGGUCUUGCGUCUGGCAAGACCUGGCGUGAGAGGCGCUGUGCAAGCAAGCAGCCGACGCUCUCUGACGCGCCACUUCUCAGUGCAGGUUGCCCUUCGACAGGAAAUCCGCGAUGCCUAUAUCAUCAGUGCUUCCAGAACACCAACGGCCAAGUUCAACGGGUCUUUCCUCACAGUAUCCGCGCCGAAGCUCGGUGCAGCUGCUAUAAAAUCAGCUCUUGAGAAGUCAAAGGUUCCGGUAGAGAAGAUCACGGAUGUUUACAUGGGAAAUGUCCUCCAAGGGUCGGUCGGCCAAGCACCUGCUAGACAGGCUGCCAUAUUCGCUGGUCUUCCCACCACAACCGAGGCUGUUACGAUCAAUAAGGUCUGUGCGUCGGGCAUGAAAGCGGUUGCUUUCGCAGCACAGAACAUCCAGCUCGGCCUCUCUGAAGCACAAAUAGCUGGAGGAAUGGAGAACAUGUCGCAAGUUCCCUACUAUGUGCCCCGUGCAAGCAGUCUGCCGCCAUUUGGACAUAUCAAGAUGGAGGAUGGUCUGAUCAAGGAUGGGUUGACUAAUGUCUACGACCAAUUCCACAUGGGAAUAUGCGCCGAGACCACGGCCAAGAAGUAUGAGAUAUCUCGCGAGAUGCAGGACGAAUAUGCGAUCCGGUCGUACGAGCGGGCGCAAGCUGCAUGGAAGGCAAAUGCGUUUGCGGACGAGAUCGCGCCCGUCACUGUCAAGGGCAGAAAAGGAGACACCAUCAUCGACACGGACGAGGGUUACCUGGAUAUCAAAUUGGACCGGGUUUCCACCUUGAAGCCGGCGUUCAUCCGGGAUGGAACUGGUACGGUCACUGCGGCCAAUUCUUCCACUCUCAACGACGGUGCUAGCGCAUUGGUCCUGGGUAGCAAGGCCAUCGCCCAGGAAUUCGGGGCUAGUUCGAGAGUGCUGGCCAGAAUUUGCGGCUCUGCAGAUGCUGCCAUCGACCCCGUUGACUUCCCCGUGGCUCCGGCCAAAGCGGUGCCACUCGCCUUAGAGCGUGCUGGCAUCACCAAGGACCAGGUAGCCGUCUGGGAGUUCAACGAGGCCUUUGCUGCUGUCAUCAAGGCCAAUGAGAAGAUCUUGGGCUUGGAGAAUGCAAAGGUCAACCCAUUGGGUGGAGCAAUCUCCUUGGGUCAUGCUCUGGGAAGUUCGGGAUCCCGGAUACUAACCACCUUGCUACACCAACUCAAGCCUGGAGAGUAUGGUGUUGCGGCGAUCUGCAACGGCGGCGGUGCUGCGAGUGCAAUGGUUGUGCAGCGUCUUGACAAAGUGUAG
Anthostomella pinea is the source of this 1296-nucleotide messenger RNA. The record is from the annotation of a GenBank genome assembly. Lineage: Eukaryota; Fungi; Ascomycota; Sordariomycetes; Xylariales; Xylariaceae.